Pseudopipra pipra is the source of this 2895-nucleotide messenger RNA. It is a transcript of the gene SH2D2A, whose product is annotated as SH2 domain containing 2A. NCBI's taxonomy places the organism in Eukaryota, Metazoa, Chordata, Aves, Passeriformes, Pipridae. Bases 537 to 1916 code for a protein of 459 amino acids. The transcript is spliced from 8 exons. Gene Ontology annotation, cellular component: cytoplasm. The record is from RefSeq and is a predicted model, not a curated record.
GAGCAGCAGCGCAGGCAGCUCGGCCGCUGUUUGCUGUGUCGAUGCCCCCGGCACUUCCCAGGAAUGUGCCUGGCUCCGGCAGCCGGAGCCUGAGGAAGGGGGAUGGUGCUGGAUUCCACCAUGCCAGGACCGAAUCUUGGCUCAUGGCGUGACCCUGGGCACACUGAGCCCCGCUCCCCCCUCUCCCGGCGAGGUCCCAGGAUGAGGAUGGGAGGAACAGGAGCCCCUUGUAGGUGUGGCUGUGCCGGUGGGAGGGUGGCCGGAGCCCCCUCCUCGCCACAGCCCAGCCUGUCCCUUGGGUGCCGGUGUCAGCUCGAUGUCAGUCACCCCAGUGCCACCCUGCCACCUUCCCGUGACGUCUCCCCACCACGCGAAGGCUCUUUGCAGCUUCGGUUGCCGCUUCCUGCCCGUCGCGGGAGGGGAAGGCGCGAGCACAGGCAGGGCAGGGGCUCUGCCCACCCUGCCCGUCCCCCUGCCCACUCCACCGCCUCCAGCCACGGACACCCGGCCCACCGAGGCCGGACAGAGGGGACUCCAUGGAUGACGACCGUCCCCUCUUCACCACCUUCAAACCCAGUGAGGACAACACAGCCAAGCCAGGAGCCAACACAACCCCCGUCCAGCCCCCGGGAGCAGAGCAGUCCCCGGGACACCACAACAGACAUGGCAGGGUCCCACCAGGUUCCUUCUGGCCAUCCCCACCAGGCUGGUCCCCACCAGAGCUGGUGGCCCUGCGUGCCCAGACGAGGCUGUGGUUUGAGCAGACACAGGCCUGGAGGUUGAGGCCCGAGGGGGAGCUCCCAGUUUGGUUCCAUGGCUUCCUCAGUCGGAGGGAGGCAGAGCAGCUGCUGCAGGAUCGGCCCCUGGGCUGCUUCCUGGUCCGCUUCAGCGAGAGCACCGUCGGCUUCGUCCUCUCCUACAGGGGCAGGGAUCGCUGCCGGCACUUCGUGCUGGACCAGCUGCCGGACGGGCGGUACGUGAUCCUGGGGGAGCCGAGCGCCCACGCCGAGCUGGCCGAGCUGCUGCAGCACCACACCACGGCCCCCAUCGUGCCCUACCACGAGUUCCUCACGGCGCCCGUGCCCUGCACACGGGAAGACGAGCCCCGAGGAGGGACGCAGACCCCAGCUGGCAGCAGUGCUGCGCGUUCCCCGCUGAGCGAACCACCCGCAAAACUCCCGGAGUACAGCCCUGUGUCCCUGGAGCCCCCGGGAGCCAAGCCAGCAGCCCCGGUCCCCGCCCAGCCUGUGGAGCCCAGCGCCGAGGGGGGCUCCCCCAGGGAGGCUCGCAGUGCCCCUCCAUCGCUCCCAGCCAAGACCAGCUCCCGGGCCGUGGCUCAGGGGCCGCACAGCCCCGCCGGCAGCGCGGCAGCUCCCGAAGGUGCCUACGCCCGGGUGCACAAAGAAGCUGCUCCCCCCGUGCCCCCCGAGGCCAAGUACCAGCAGCUCAUGUGCUUCCACAUCUACGCCGAGCCCCGCGAGGGCAGCGCCCCCAGCCCCCCCACCUACUGCGAGCCGGAGGAGCCCAUCCCCUUCUACGCCAUGGCCCGGAGCUGCAGCCCCCGCGCCGCCCCCGAGGAGAACAUCUACUCCGAGGUGGCGCUGGCCCGGCAGGACCCGCCCGCUCCGCUGCCCAGGGAGCCCAAAGGCGCCUUCUCCACGCUGGCCCCCAAAUCCCGGCCCCACCGCCGGCUCUUCCGCAGCUUGUCCAGCCAGGAUUACAAGAGGCGGCAGCUCCCGGCGGCUCCCACCGCAGACGGGGCGGAGAGAGGAGCCUCCAGCCCGGGCACAGAGGGUGUGCUGAGCCCUGUGCUGGAGUUGGAUGACCCCAUGUACGGCCGGAGCACACGCAGGGCCCAGCGGGGCACAGCCACGGAUGAGAACGUGUACGAGCAACUGCCUGGGGACCAGCCCUGAGCCACCGGCACAUGGGACAAGACCUGGCUCCCAGGCAGGAGGAACCUCAGCCUCCAUCCCCCUGGAGGAAGACUUUGGCCCUGGGAGGAGACACCCAAGGCUGCUGUUGGCCCCAGCAGCCCUAUGAUGCUGAUCUGCUCCGUGCAGAGCCCUACACUCUUCUCAAGCCCUGAGGAACAGCACACAGGGGACUGGAGUUAACUUACCUGUGAACACAUUCCUCAUUCAUUAAAUGAGGGUGGAAAAGGCUAUUGCAGGAAAAACAGGGACAGGUUUGGCACAGUUGGUGCAUCCAGUGUUAAACUGGCUGGAAGCUGGAGCGACACUGAACCUCCCCAGCCUGGAGCUCACACUCCAAGUCCUGCCUGCUUCCUCAGCCACAAAACUUGGGAUAGCACCAAACCUGAGGACCAGCCCUGGCUGGUGGGAUGGUACAGAGCCAGGACUGCCCCGAGGGAUACCUGGUGGAGCACAAAUCCCAGCUGGAAUGACACCAAGCCACAGCAAUGCUGUCAGCAGCCCGGGUGUGCCCAGCUCGACGGGAGCAGGGAGCCGGGACAGCCAAAGCUCCUUCCCAGAGGGAAAAGGAGGACUGGGGCAGCUGUAGCUGUUUUUAUCUCUGGGGAAAAAAAAUCACUGUCACUGCUCACAAACCUGAAUUUUGUUGCUCUUAAAAGGCUGAAAGCAGAGCAGGAGCCCUCAGAACUCCCCUUAGUGCUAAACCUGAGCCGUUACUGCAACGUGAAAUGAGAGUUCCAGCCUCUCCCAGCUCCUUCCAGCACCCCCCAAACCCUGAUAAAGGGCAGUUUGGGCACACACAGGCUGUGCCCCAUGCAGCAAACACCCCGGGUGAGGGGCUAAGCCCCUUGCCAUGGAAAUGGGGCUGGUUGGCUUCAUUCAAAAGUUUAUUCCUUUAUCAAACCUCUUCUGGGAGGAUUUCGCUGUACAUACAAGAUAUGAAUAAAUUACUCAACAGUAA